UGGGAGCUGCACAGCAGGAAAUGUGGACUGCGGAAGAAAGAGCAGUGAAUCCCUCCGGGCUGUGAGGACGUGCUGAGCUGGAGUUUUUAUUAGCGGAAAGCUUUUCUAUCUGUUCUACCCGUUGAUUAACUGUAAGUCAUGUUCGGACAGUUCUCCUGGACCUACUCGGUGGAGCCUGCUCACCCCGGCUGUAGUACCAGGGCAGCGGGAACAAUGCCUUGAACUUGGAAAUCUCUCUACAACUUGAUGGAUGUGUAGAAGUGGGAUUCUGACUAUGGUCUGAACGAACAGCUGAGGGAAACAUGGGAGUGCAGCAGCUGAAGCGGUUGUUUUGUCUGCUGGUGUGUUGUGAACUUUCCUCAGUUGUAAACGGUCGCAGUUCGGACUGGAGAAAUUAUGAACUCAACCUCGCGGGUAACGUGGACAGGACUAACGCUGAGCUCUUGGCUUCCAGCAGAGUCUCCAACAGCGUGGACAUGAGAGAUGAGGGACAAUCUGGGGGCACUUUGUCGUUUACCGUGGCCAGGACUUUGGGGCAAAACGGCAGUGCCAGGUCUAAUAACGAGCGAGUGAAUGUUACAGGUGUGGACAGGGCCGUUAGACCUGCUAGGCACCUCCACACCAGACUGUCCGCCAGCCAUCCACCCCGGGGAAGACCCCCCUCAGAGCCUAGUCUACCUCACCGACACAAAAGAGGGACGAGGAGUAGCAGCCAGGCCACAGAACACCCUGAGCCAUCACCGUCAGUGGACCUCAGCGAUGCCCCCAAGUUGGAAACCCUCCCUAAGCCUUUAGCCCAGAACCAGUCCACUGAGCCUCCCUUUGACUUCACUCUAGACAGGGGUUUGUUCACUGUGCCCGAGAGCGACUACGAACACUUCACCCCAUUCGUCCCCAUUAACACUCGGCCAAAGCCCCCCGCGGUCAAGAACCCGUUUUAUCCGCUCACAAGUGAAUCGUACGGGGCGUACGCCAUCACAUGUAUCUCCGUGAUCGUCUUCACAGUGGGGAUCAUCGGAAACAUAGCAAUCAUGUGCAUAGUGUGCCAUAAUUACUACAUGCGCAGCAUCUCCAACUCCCUGCUCGCCAACCUGGCCCUGUGGGACUUCCUCAUCGUCUUUUUCUGCCUGCCGUUGGUGACAUUCCACGAGCUCACGAAGGACUGGCUGCUCGGAGAGUUCUCCUGCAAAAUAGUACCCUAUAUUGAGGUGGCUUCCUUAGGUGUAACUACUUUCACACUUUGCGCCUUGUGUAUCGACCGUUUCCGUGCAGCCUCCAACGUGCAGAUGUACUAUGAGAUGAUUGAGAACUGUGCCUCCACUGCAGCAAAACUCGCUGUCAUUUGGAUUGGAGCUCUGCUUCUCGCGCUGCCUGAGCUGUUGAUCCACCAGCUGGUGAAAGAGGAGCGUGAGCCCCCUGAGGUGACCCCUUGCGAGCGCUGCGUGGUCCGUAUCUCCACCGCACUUCCAGACACCCUCUAUGUGUUGGGCCUCACGUACAACGGCGCCCGCCUCUGGUGGUACUUUGGCUGCUAUUUCUGCCUUCCUACCAUCUUCACCAUCAUCAGCUCGGUGGUGACUGCCCAGAAGAUCCGUAAGGCAGAGCGGGUCAGCGUGAGAGGGAACCGCAAGCAGAUCCAGCUGGAGAGCCAGAUGAACUGCAUGGUGGUGGCGCUGGCCAUACUGUACGGCUUCUGCGCCAUCCCCGAAAACAUCUGCAACAUCAUGUCCGUGUACAUGGCUGCAGGAGUGCCACGUCGCACCUUGGACAUCCUGCACUUGGUCAGUCAGAUGCUACUGUUCUGCAAGUCCGCGGUCACUCCAGUGCUGCUCCUGGCCCUGUGCAGACCCUUUGGCAGGGCCUUCCUGGAUUGCUGCUGCUGCUGCUGGGAGGAGUGCGGCCCUCCGAAGUCCUCCACUGCCACCAGUGAUGAUAAUGAGCAUGAGUGCACCACCGAGCUGGAGCUUUCACCCUUCAGCACCAUGCGCAGAGAAACGUCUACCUACACAGCCGUGGGCACACACUGCUAGGGCACUUUAUCCUACCAAUGCCCUAUACAACAUCCCACCCAUAGGGCACUUUAUAAAGGGCUCCGAUUCACUGAACAAACUAAGUGAGACAGCUUGUUUGCAUGUGCUGCCUCACUUUGAGCUAUAAAUGAUGCAGCUCCUUUUUGGGGGAUACACUGUAAACACAUUAUCUUUUGAUUAUAGGGGCAAAGAGCCAGGACAGAAGGUGUUACAGUUGUAACUGUCCGCUGCUGUUUACAGAAGAAAAUCAUAUGCAUUAUCUGUAGUUUAAAUUGAGUUCAUAGUGAUUGUGAAUUAACUCACUGUUAUUUUUUUCUUUUUGCACAGUUGUCUUAAACCUUUUUGCCCCUUUUUGUUUUAAAUUGAACGUUUACAUAUUUCCAGCAUACAAUAGUAUUUUGCAGGUAAGUAGGAUAGUAGUGAGUAUUUUGAGUCGUACUGGAAAACAGUGAUUCUUAUGAAUCAGUAAGUUAAGUUAAGCCUGGCUCCCUUGCUAUGUAAGUAUUAUGUUUACUCUGUAUUUGUUAGCAGAAAAUGAUAUCUUGCACUUCAGUUGUUAUUGUAAAGCACUGAAGAAGCUGUUUUAGCUAAAUAAAUGUCACUUUAAUAAAAAAAGAGG
Messenger RNA from Colossoma macropomum (tambaqui), 2649 nucleotides. It is a transcript of the gene gpr37a, whose product is annotated as G protein-coupled receptor 37a. Lineage: Eukaryota; Metazoa; Chordata; Actinopteri; Characiformes; Serrasalmidae. Gene Ontology annotation, cellular component: signaling receptor complex; plasma membrane. Gene Ontology annotation, biological process: positive regulation of MAPK cascade; adenylate cyclase-inhibiting G protein-coupled receptor signaling pathway. The record is from RefSeq and is a predicted model, not a curated record. Gene Ontology annotation, molecular function: G protein-coupled peptide receptor activity; prosaposin receptor activity.